Racocetra fulgida is the source of this 630-nucleotide messenger RNA. NCBI's taxonomy places the organism in Eukaryota, Fungi, Glomeromycota, Glomeromycetes, Diversisporales, Gigasporaceae. The record is from the annotation of a GenBank genome assembly.
AUGUCAUUUGGUGCAAAUUUCGAAUGUCUAACCAAUCCUGAAGAAAAGUCACAAUUCGUUACUAAUUUUGAAUAUGCACAAAAUGUUAUGUUUAAGAGAUUUGAACAUCCUUUAUGGAAGAUUACAGAAAAAUUUAGUGAAAAAGGUCGACGAAUGCGUGAAGCUUGUAAAUAUAUUGAUGACUACAUAUAUAACAUGAUAAAUAAUUAUAAAUCAAAGCUUGAAAUUGAGAAGAAAACUGCUAGCAAUUUGUUAGCUUUGCUUAUUAAUGCUGUUGAUGAAAAUGGUAAAAAAUUUAAUGACAGAGAAUUGAGAGACGUUGUACUUAAUCUUAUUAUUGCUGAUAAUGUUCUACCUAAUAACACCCCAGUAUUUGCUGGUGAAUAUGUAGAGUAUAACCUUUUUGCGAUGGGAAGAGAUGAAAAAAUAUGGGGAGAAGAUGCGAAGCAGUUCAAUCCCCAAAGAUUUUUAGAUUCUGAGGAUGGUUUAAGACCAAAUAAAUUUAAUUUGGGUCAACAAUUUGCAACUCUUGAGGUAAUAAUGCUUGUAGUAAUGAUGUUUAGAGAAUUUAAGUUUGAAUUAGUACCUGGACAAAAAUUGCCUCCAGAAUUUGAGGAUUCUAUUACUUAA